Messenger RNA from Spodoptera frugiperda (fall armyworm), 3625 nucleotides. RefSeq names its product unc-112-related protein. Gene Ontology annotation, molecular function: integrin binding. NCBI's taxonomy places the organism in Eukaryota, Metazoa, Arthropoda, Insecta, Lepidoptera, Noctuidae. Gene Ontology annotation, cellular component: cell-substrate junction. The transcript is spliced from 11 exons. The coding region runs from base 169 to 2070 and encodes 633 amino acids. Gene Ontology annotation, biological process: cell-matrix adhesion; integrin-mediated signaling pathway. The record is from RefSeq and is a predicted model, not a curated record.
UGCCGAAUAUAUUUGAUUCAAAUACUGUUUUAUCCUUUUUCAGAAUUCAAAAAGGACUGGUCAGAUCACGCACUCUGGUGGCCCACACGCAACAAAUGGUUGUCUAGACCGAAGCACACAUUGGACCAAUACGGAGUCCAUGCAGACGCCACUCUCCACUUCACUCCUAUGCACAAACCAAUCAGAAUCCAGCUCCCGGACCUCAGAUACAUUGACUGCAAGAUUGACUUCUCUAUAGACACCUUUAGCGCCGUUGUACAACUUUGUAAAAGUCUUGGUAUUCGACACCCAGAGGAACUCUCCCUCUGUUAUCCCUUAGAACCUUCCCAUCUUAAACAAAACUACCAGAACUUGAAGGAAGCGAAAAGGAUAAAGUCGCCUCCAGACACAAACACGUUUAUAGCAGCCACCAGAGGCUCUUCAAAUAGUUUGGACAGGUCCAAUGGACCCUGUCCUGCGACACCACCACCACCACGAUCACUCUCCGCUACCCCGGUUGCACAACAAAAUGGCACACUCCGUCGUUACGGUGGUUUGUACAGCACACAGAGUGACGGCUCCAGCGAUGGGGGCUACGGUAGCACCCCACCUAGGGCUGCCUCUCUAGACGCCCUAGAUUCUCUAGCCGAGCUGUCUCUAGCAGACUCCCCCUUAGAGCCCGACACCCAAUCACGAGAGUCUCUAUUAACGCCCAAAUCUCUCAUGGAACGUGCUAGAAUGAAUGUCGGUUGGCUGGACUCAUCUCUGUCCAUAAUGGAGCAGUACGUCCGAGAAUGGAACACGCUACAGCUUCGCUUCAAGUUCUACUCGUUCUUCGACCUGACUGCGCGUGCGCAGGACGCGGCGCGACUGAACCAGCUGUACCAGCAAGCCCGUUGGCAGAUACUGAACCAAGAAGUACAGUGUACUGAGGAGGAAAUGCUUUUAUUUGCUGCGUUACAGCUCCAAAUCGAGUUACAAACGUUAGCCGGUGGUAGUUUGGAUGCGGCGGAUGGUACAGCCACGUCCCAAGCGAAUGCGCCGGAGGACGAAAUUGAUGCGGCACUCUCUGCCUUACAAACUCAAUUGGAAGGCGGACCCGCGCCACAUAACGAUAUCACACAUGUACCCGAACUCGCUUCCUAUCUUAAGUACCUUAGCAAGUGUAACAACGAAUACUGUGCCUUCGCGCCCAAACGUUUUACCCUGAAGGCGUACAAGCGCGGCUGGGUGUCGUGUCGUGACGGCGUGCUGCGCAUCCACUCGUCUCGCGAGGCCGCCGGGAAGGGCGAGCCCCCGUCCUAUGCUGUUGAACUGCGUGGAGCUGAGGUGACUCCAGACGCGCACCCCGCGUCCGGCCGCUACAGCAUCAAGCUGGAGGUGCCUGCUGAGGACGCCAUGCACGAAAUGUGGCUCAAAUGUGAAAAUGAGGAUCAAUACGCGGAAUGGGUAGCCGCCUGUCGCCUGGGUUCUAGAGGUCGUUCGCUAGCAGACUCGGCGUUCGCGACGGAGGCUGCGGCCGUGCGCUCGCUGCUGCAGCUGCAGCGGCCGCAGCCCGCCGCCGCGCUCAACCAACACUCGCUGCCGCAUCUCGACCAUCUGCAGCCCGAGAACUACCUCGCGCCACGGUUCCUGAAGAAGCUGAAGAGCAAGUUCACACAACGCGUCCUCGAAAGCCACGCGAACGUAAAAGACCUCCCACUCCUCGAAGCGAAGCUGCAGUACAUCAAAACGUGGCAGAACCUGCGAGACUACGGACAGACGAUGUUUGUCGUCCGCUUCAUGGGACACAAGAGAGAUGAGAUCAUCAGCAUCGCCAACAACAGGAUCAUGCGGCUCGACCCUAACACCGGGGACCAUAUCAAGACGUGGCGGUUUAGUGAUAUGAAGGCAUGGAACGUCAACUGGGAGAUCAAGCACAUGAUGGUGCAAUUCCAGGAAGGCAACAUAAUAUUCUCAGUGCAGUCCGCAGACUGUAAAGUGGUCCACGAAUUCAUAGGAGGCUACAUUUUCCUCUCGAUGCGCUCCAAGGAUGCCAACCAAACGCUGAACGAGGAUCUCUUCCAUAAACUGACGGGAGGAUGGACGUAAAACCGACUAACAACCUUAGUACAGUAAGCCCAUACAAAUAUUUAAAUAAACCACACUUUGACAACCCUGUUAGGCCGUUUACACACUACGCCGCUCCAUACAAAUUGGAGGAAAGCUAGUGCAAUGGCACCGCGGCGGUGGCAAUACCGCGCGUAAUGUGUAAACAGCCUUAUAGGUAAGAGUUUAUAUCUUAACGUGCAAGAUUUAAAACCUAGUUUCAAGUAAUAUAAUAUUUGUACAACAUGAUUAAUAAAUAUUUAAUUAGAUACGACGGAGAGGGCCUUCGUUACGUGCCUUGAUCAUGUGCUAAACUUUGGAUAGUGUAGAAAUAUUUUUGUACCAAGAAAAUGCAUUCGUAAUAAUCUUAUUUCUUCACAAAAUAUUGUUUUCUAGAUCUAAUUAUAAUAGUGCUUCCAAUAAUUUUCGUAUGUAAAUGCCAAAUACAUUGACAAAAUAAAAUGCUUUUCAUACUUUGCAUCACUUUUAUUUAAUAGUAGAAUUUAAGAAACAUGCGACGGAUAUGAGCUUUUAAAUAAUGUAAGUUUUUGUUUUUAAUAUUUUUUUAUGUAACAUAGUAACAUUGGGUCCUUGUAGUGCCAUUGUGACAUAAUAACAUGGAUGUCAAAUGAUCCAUUUGGUGCUGUAUCAUUCAACAUAACAUUGAGUGGCCUUAACAUAUUAUAUUAUGAUACAUUAUAAGAUAUUUACGUUCUAUUUAACUUCAUAAAGUUCUUAUAAAAUGUGUAGAAAAUUAAAAACUAUUUUCAAAAAGAACUUUAUGAUUGAAAUGUAGAUUUACAUAGUUUAUGAAACUGCUAAAUUAGGUAUUACAAUCUGAAAAUCUCAGCGAUGCUUAAGUUUUUUUUAAACUCAGAUUUGUGGUAUAAAAUGCCUUUUUGGAAGAGUUUCAUAAACUACUAUAGUUCAUUGUAAAUAACAUUAUUUUAUUAUGCACUUAAAUACUGAAAUAAUACAUAAAAUCGCCUUCAUAGUUUUUAUACAGUCUGCCUUACCGCCGUACUCUGAGUCAUUUAAUGGUUACUUAACCCAGUCCUUAGCAAUUAUUUUAGGAACAAAAUCGUUACUAAGGAAUAGUUUAAAUAAUCAUUAAAUAUCUCUGAGUGUGGCAGUUACUCUCAAACAUAACAACAAUGAAUAUAAUUAUAUAAAUAAAGAUCUAAUGAGACAAUCAGGGUGUCCCAUUUGUACGAUUUCAAUAUUUAAGUGUUACCAAUUAACAAUAAGUUAUUUUAUACCAGUGACAAAAAUAAUUUUAGUAUAAAAUCUUUUUGGCUUCAUGUUGUAUACCUAUUAAUUGCAAAGAUUAUUUUAUUAUUGACUACUAGUCUUAUUGAGAUCGCAUAUAAUGCCGUCAUUUUGUUUUUUUUUUAAUUAUUAUUAUUAUCUAGGUACGGUUCUUAGAAUAAUUAUGAGUAUUAACAUUAUUUUGACAUUCAUUGUGGAUUUCUUGUACAAAUUGUAAUGUACUAUUUUAAUUAAUAAUUUUUGAGUAUGUUUGUAAAUGAAUGACCGUAAUAAAUGUAAAUUAAUAACA